AUGUCUACUGACGUGUUGGAUACGAACUGGAGCCUUGGCACGAACCGGCCCCUCGACCGAGGCCACGUUGAAGAUUUGCGACAGGUAUUCAGGCGGGGUGCCCUUGAGCGGCGAGCGCCUGAGAAUCGUAUUGCCGUCCUCUGCACCGCUGAGGAAGUACGCCGCAUGCGCAUCGACGCGGUGGAUGCCAACGGCCAUGACGCAGUUGAGUUAGUAGCUGGUCAGCAUCGCGUGCAGGCCCUCCGGGAGUAUGCUGCCGAGACACGGGCGCCUACGUCGGAGAUUUGGUGGAUGUGUGAGCUCUAUGAUAAAGAACGCCUGCCGCAUAGCGUCAACGUUGCGCUGAGAGCAAAUCGAAGAGACCCAAGUCUACCAGACAACCACGGGCAGGUCUGGACCCAGCUUGCAUCCGUCGCCCAUGGCAUUGAGGGAAUCACUGGGGACGACCCCAAAAGCAUGGAUCACAUGCUUGCGGGGGUCCUCCGACUCCAUCGCGAGAAGCAAUUCCCAACUCAAAGGCUUACUGCGUUGUGGAACCACCAGGGUUGGCGGUCUAUCAUAAACCGUUGGUGCUACGCAAGGGUCGGUCUCGAGACGUUUAACAUUUCUCACUUUGAGUGGAUCGCCACCCUUGGUAUUGUUGAGUACUGGCUUGGCGCGCUUGACGAGGUGCUCGGCACCCUUGCUAUACUUCCCGUCGACGAGAGGGUUCAUAUCACUGCACUCGACUGGAAGCGUUUAUCAGCAAGCCUACGCCCCAACUGUUGGUCGACAAACGACGUUAAACGUCUUUUCUAUACCCCAAGUAGAGAAGCCCCACGCGACAGGCGUGCUGAGCGACUUCUAACAACACUCAGCGACGAGGCGUACAGCUCCCUCUGCGACCACAUCUCCCACUCGCCAAAGCUCCGUAUCCCAGACUUGAGUCGCAUUCUUCAAUGCAGCAAGGUGGACAUACGCACUGCCAUCUGCCUGCUGUAUCAUGUCGUUGCCUGGAUCGACCAAGAUAGCGCUAUAGCUAUUAGCGAGGCCUGCGCUGAUAGCAAGAACAAGCCUCUCAUCCGAAAGUAUUUAUCACAAGCGCUGGAUAAGCUCAAGAUUGCCCAGGGCCGUGAGCUGUACCCGGCGAUCGCCGCCGUCCGGCUACAGACACUCGUACUAGACUUCGCCCGGUAUAAUCUCGCAGAGUUCAACGCACCUGGCGCUGUGCCACCCGUUGAGCAAGACGUAGUGCGUGUCAAUGAUGCCACGUAUAAUAGGCGAUUUCAAUACGCGGCAUGGGCUGGUCUUCUGCGUCUCGUGCGACGUAUAACAGAUGCUGAUGGUGGACUGCUCCGCCCGCAAUGGCAGGCUCCCGAUAUAGCGCAGUAUACACAGCGUCAGCUGAGGGCCUCUACCGUCGUCUUCAACUUCUGCACCAGCCUUUCUAAGCUCGCCAGUGGACACGACCCAGCCGCCAUAACCAAGCUUCGGUGGAACAUACAGCGGGUAACGGCGCACUAUCUUGGAGACACUGCAGAGAUGAGCCCCUUCUACUUUCCUCUCAUGGACAGUGCCCCAGACUAUGAUGAGGAUGAGGGGGAGGAUGAUAUCCUUUGUGAAGAGGAUGUUAUCUACCUGCGUACUUGUAAUGAAGGGUUGUAG
Colletotrichum siamense is the source of this 1644-nucleotide messenger RNA. RefSeq lists its product as uncharacterized. The coding region runs from base 1 to 1644 and encodes 547 amino acids. The transcript is spliced from 3 exons. The record is from RefSeq and is a predicted model, not a curated record. Lineage: Eukaryota; Fungi; Ascomycota; Sordariomycetes; Glomerellales; Glomerellaceae.